AUGGGGGCGGGGUGGGGGCAGCCUUUUCCCAGGCGGUAGCGGGGGCGGUGUCACUGUUGCCCUUUUAAGCCGCGGGGCCGCCACCGCCUGCCGGUGGAGUCGGUUACAAAGGGAGCGGCCGCGGCCCUGUGCCCCUCGCCAUUUCCCAGCCGCGCUCCGACGCGGGUCGCGACUGCGGGGAGAGGCGGAGCCGCGAGAGCGCGGCCCGGGCCGGCCCCGCGGGGCGGUCGCGGCCGUGACGGCGGCUCCGGACCGGGCUCCCCUUCCGCACCCCUCCCGCCGGAGAUGAGGGGAAGAUGUCCGUGUCAGGGCUCAAGGCCGAGCUGAAGUUCCUGGCGUCCAUCUUCGACAAGAACCACGAGCGAUUCCGCAUCGUCAGCUGGAAGCUGGACGAGCUGCACUGCCAGUUCCUGGUGCCGCCGCCCGCGCCGCCGGGCAGCCCGCACUCGCCGCCGCCGCCGCUCACGCUCCACUGUAACAUCACGGAAUCCUACCCAUCUUCUUCACCCAUAUGGUUUGUGGACUCUGAUGACCCAAAUUUGACAUCAGUUCUGGAACGUCUAGAAGAUACUAAGAACAAUAAUUUGCUUCGUCAGCAAUUGAAGUGGUUGAUAUGUGAACUCUGCAGAUUAUAUAACCUUCCUAAGCACCUGGAUGUUGAGAUGCUAGAUCAACCACUACCCACGGGUCAGAAUGGGACAACGGAAGAAGUGACUUCAGAAGAAGAAGAAGAGGAAGAGAUGGCUGAAGAUAUAGAAGACUUAGAUCACUAUGAGAUGAAGGAAGAAGAGCCUAUUAGUGGGAGAAAGUUGGAGGAUGAAGGAAUUGAAAAAGAAAAUUUGGCAAUAUUAGAGAAAAUUAGGAAGACUCAGAGGCAAGACCAUUUAAAUGGUGCAGUGUCUGGGUCGGUGCAAGCUUCAGAUAGACUUAUGAAAGAGCUCAGGGACAUAUACAGAUCACAGAGUUAUAAAACAGGGAUUUAUUCAGUGGAACUCAUAAAUGACAGUUUAUAUGACUGGCAUGUUAAACUGCAGAAGGUUGACCCUGAUAGUCCUUUGCACAGUGAUCUUCAGAUCUUAAAAGAAAAAGAAGGCAUAGAAUAUAUUUUGCUUAACUUCUCUUUUAAGGAUAAUUUUCCAUUUGAUCCUCCAUUUGUUCGAGUGGUGUUACCUGUUCUCUCAGGAGGGUAUGUGUUGGGUGGAGGAGCAUUAUGUAUGGAACUUCUCACAAAACAGGGCUGGAGCAGUGCCUACUCAAUAGAAUCCGUCAUCAUGCAAAUAAAUGCCACCUUAGUCAAAGGCAAAGCCAGAGUACAGUUUGGAGCAAAUAAGAAUCAAUAUAAUCUAGCAAGAGCUCAACAAUCCUAUAAUUCCAUUGUACAGAUACAUGAGAAAAAUGGCUGGUACACCCCUCCAAAGGAAGAUGGCUAAAUAUGUUGACUGUCAUACAUUUGGACCAAUGUUGCUUUAAAGAAAAUCUUUCCAACAUGCAGACACAAGCUUUGAGUGCCCCUAUAACAGCAGCACCGAAGAUGUUAGCUAAUAGAUAUUUUAGUGGAUAAUCUGUCAACUGACAUCCAAUAUAAGUUACAGCCUUUUCAUUUUGCUCAUUUUAGGUAUCUUGGACUGAGCAGUGGGGCCUUUACUGUAUUUUUCCUGAUAAUACACAUACUGGCCACUCCUUAUCAUCUCUUUUUCUUGAAAAGUGAAAUCUUUUAAGCAGAUGAGUCAGCAUCAGGUUACUGAAGAUGUAACUUUAGGGUAAUUUUCCUAUAUUGAGCACGUAGGUUAUGAAGAUUUGCAAGAUACUGUUCUGUUUAGAGCCAAUAAAAGUUUAAUUGAUGUUCAGUAUUGGUUUAGAAAAUUUCAGGUCUUCUAAAUCACAGUAGCUCUUUGAGGUCUAAAACCAUUUUAUGAUAUUGCCAAAAUAAUGUAAGGAAACCUACUCAUUAAAUUGUUAAAAAAUUUUUUUAUGGCUAUGUGAAGAUAGGAACUAUUUCCUGAAGAUAUAUUCGAGUUGUAUUGUGCUUUUAGACAAAGCAAAGCAAGGCUAUGCCAAUUAAGGCUUGUAAGUAGUAAUUUCCACUGGGGCAUCAGAGUCUUGCUGGGCUGAAUCUGCUUCUUGUUGGUUCAGUAUUUCUUAUGAAGAAAAGCCACAGUAUAGAACUUGAAGUUAUUUAAAAUACUAAGUCAUUUUACAUUUCCAUUUUAUUAACGGGAUGUUGCAAUCAUUAGUAAACUAAUAAACUUACAAAGUGAUUGGCACAAAGACUCCUUGAGCAAAAACUGCACAGUUAAGUACAAAAAGAUACCUAAUUUGGAGACUCUUAAACUUUUUGCUAUAGUCAUAACAAUGGCUUUUACAUUGAAAGACUAAUAGGAACUCUACAUAUGUUAAUUCUUUUAUAAAACCUGACUCAAAUCAAGGUACUCUCCAUUUUACUGCCUUACCUGAAUCAGUCCUGUGUGGUUGGUAAUCAAUUUUUUUAUACACCCAAGUUGGAUUUAAAAGUAAAUGGUAGUUAUUAAGCACUUUUAAAAAGAAAUCCAGAAGCACACUUUUCUGCACAAAUCAGUUACAAAGUUCAAAAGUGUUUCUUAUGCAUUUGUUUUUGGUUUUUAACUUUGUAAACCGUAUCCAAGAGACUUGGCACUUCUGCAUUAUUGGGUGUGUUUAAUUUCUUUUGAUUCUGUUUUGGUUAAGAGGGCAGUAGAUAAAUACUUUCUAGUAUUCUUGUUCACUUGGCUACAUUUAUAUAAAGUUCUGAUUGCCAGUUAUUCAGAUAACAAGUGACAAGGCAGAAUUCUUUAAAGCAUUAAAGUUUCUUAAGUUCCUUAAACCUAAGGCUAAAUCUUGAAUACAUUAUUGAAUUCUUUAAUAUCCUGAUGGCUAGCAGAUUGACAGCUGCACAGUUGGCAUGCUUUUUUUUUGGAUUCUAUUUUUCAUUGCAGAUUUAUUUGGCAAUGUACAAUAAAUUUUGUAAACUUGCAUCAAGUUUAUGAAUAAAGAGCCAUUUAAAAAUUU
This is a messenger RNA of Microcebus murinus (gray mouse lemur), 3024 nucleotides long. RefSeq names its product ubiquitin conjugating enzyme E2 Q2 (gene UBE2Q2). The record is from RefSeq and is a predicted model, not a curated record. NCBI's taxonomy places the organism in Eukaryota, Metazoa, Chordata, Mammalia, Primates, Cheirogaleidae. Gene Ontology annotation, molecular function: protein binding.